Diaporthe citri is the source of this 732-nucleotide messenger RNA. RefSeq lists its product as uncharacterized. Lineage: Eukaryota; Fungi; Ascomycota; Sordariomycetes; Diaporthales; Diaporthaceae. The record is from RefSeq and is a predicted model, not a curated record. Bases 1 to 732 code for a protein of 243 amino acids. The transcript is spliced from 3 exons.
AUGCUUUCGGUUGUCCGCCUCGCGGUUUUCCCUCUUCAGCACACCCGACGGCCACGCAACCCGAAACCGCCAACCGCGGUGACAAAUGUUUCCUUGCAGGCAGAGAUUCUUAUCAAUACUACCACCCCGGUGGUGCCAAUCCCAGUCGGCGCGGAGUCGCCAGACACGUGGGCGAGACUCGAGAAGGCCGAAACUCAAAUUCACCGCCCCAGAGCUGCGGUACCUUCGGUACCUGCAGCCCUCUUUACGCCCAAGAUCCACCCCAGAGUCGCCGAGGUCACAGCGGAAGUAGACGCCUUCUUCCUCAAGCACUGGCCAUUCGAAAGCGACAAGGCAAGGAAGAAGUUCGUGGCAGCGGGGUUCUCCGCCGUCACCUGCCUCUAUUUCCCAGAAGCCUUGGACGAGAGGAUAGCAUUUGCUUGUCGGCUGCUUGCGUUGCUGUUUUUAGUUGAUGACCUCCUCGAGGACAUGUCACUCGACGAUGGAUCAGCUUACAACGAAAGGUUGAUUCUCCUCUCCAGGGGAACUACUGCACCCGACCGCAGCAUACCAGUGGAGUGGAUUACCUACGAUUUGUGGAACGAGAUGCGCGUUUGCGACAAAGCACUCGCAGACGAAAUCUUGGAGCCCGUCUUCACUUUCAUGCGGGCGCAGACCGACAAAUCUCGCCUCGACAUCAAGGAGCUUGGAGAAUACUUCAAAUAUAGAGAAAGAGAUGUUGGAAAAGCGUGA